Ruditapes philippinarum (Manila clam) is the source of this 1042-nucleotide messenger RNA. RefSeq lists its product as uncharacterized. The record is from RefSeq and is a predicted model, not a curated record. Bases 24 to 419 code for a protein of 131 amino acids. Lineage: Eukaryota; Metazoa; Mollusca; Bivalvia; Venerida; Veneridae. The transcript has 3 exons.
CAGAUCUACUAUCUAAUAGUUUAAUGAUUGCAGGUAUAGAUAUGGUAUUCCUGCAACAACAAGCAUAUCCUAGUGGUGACAUUGUUACACCAUUUACAACAGAUUUUAUUGAAGAUCGUGAAGGAUUUAUAGAUUCAAAUCCUACGUCACCGCAGACGACCAACAUGACGUCACCAUCUUCCCAUACAUUUUCAGGUUUGAAUCUUCAGGAGCUACCUGCACAUUAUGAUAUCCAAAACCCGUAUUACAAGUUGGACGUAGAUUUAAGAUCGAUGCCGUCAUUUAUACAUUCCCCCGGGGAUUCAGACCGCCGUGUAUGGUUCAGUGGUGACUCACUACGUGACCAGGUGGCUCCAAUGACUCCUAUCAUAGACUACCAUACACGAGACGCCGACCGAUGGGAAGACAUUGAGUUUUAAGCUUUGUAGCUGAUUAUCCUUAAGCUAAAGCUAAAGCUAAUAUAUGAAGAUUUAGUGUUUAAAUAUAUAGUCAAACACUUACAAAUCCCAUGAAAUACAUGUACAUUAAAUGUGUCAGACAUGCAUGAGAUGCAUGGAGAUCUUAAUCCGUUAAUAACGGAUCGGAAACAAAGUGUUAAAGAUAUUAAUGUAAAUAUAUUUGUUUGCAUAUAGAAUAUGAACCGUAGAUCGGAUUGUGAAUACUUCUUACACAUACCUCAAACUAUGUAUAAAGUUUUCUAAAGAUUUUAAGAUUUAUCCGGAGGGUAUAACGUUACUUUUAAGUGCUAUUGUUUUCUAUCACUAUUAAUAUAUGUGGUAUAAAAUCAUUAUUUGUUCUGAUGAUGUUUUGUUGAUGUUUUUUGUUUGUUUCUUUGUUUUUGUAUCUUUUGUGUGGUUAUUUGUAUUUUUGUGUCCUCAUUAUAGCAUAAUUAAUGCAAAUAAUUGAUCUACUUGUAUAUAAAACUCAACGGGAUUUAUGUAAAGCAAUUUCAUCUUUAGCCCCAUGAUUAAAGUCUCUGACUAUUGAAGAACACUUUUCCCUAACCGUUGUUGAUUCGAAUCCCAUAAUGGACUGUUAAUCU